Molecule: messenger RNA, 1766 nt
Organism: Eriocheir sinensis (Chinese mitten crab)
Lineage: Eukaryota; Metazoa; Arthropoda; Malacostraca; Decapoda; Varunidae
Product: aldehyde dehydrogenase, mitochondrial-like
Exons: 13
Coding region: 128-1603 (491 amino acids)
Molecular function (GO): aldehyde dehydrogenase (NAD+) activity
Source: RefSeq, a predicted model, not a curated record
AGGUCACAAGAAGAGGAAGAAAGGAGAAGGCGAAGCGGCCACCCCCAAAUCUCCCUCACUCGGUCACUCCACUCCAACCGGCACCGCGAGCCACAUCACGCUCAGUACUCCACACAUCAGCCCCACCAUGCCUGUCAAGAAGCCGGAAAUAUUCUACACUAAGCUCUUCAUCAACAAUGAAUUCGUGGAUGCAGCAAACGGGAAGACAUUCAGUGUGCUGGACCCCUCCUCAGGGGAGGUCAUCUCCAACGUGAGCGAGGCAUCUGCGGAGGAUGUAGACAAGGCAGUGGCAGCAGCACGUGCAGCCUUCAGCAGCAAAGCCCCGUGGCGCACCAUGGAUGCUUCUCAGCGAGGAGAGCUCAUGUACAAGCUGUGUGACUUGAUUGAACAAGACUCUGAUUACUUGGCUAGGCUGGACACCCUAGACAACGGCAAACCAUACACAGAAUGCUUGGGUGACCUCGAUUACUCCGUCAAGACCCUCCGUUACUAUGCUGGCUGGUGUGACAAGAUUCAUGGUGAUACUGUUCCUUGUGACGGCCCUUACAUGUGCUUGACAAGGAAGGAGCCGGUGGGGGUGGUGGGCCAGAUCAUUCCCUGGAACUACCCUGUUAUGAUGCUGGCCUGGAAGUGGGGUCCUGCAUUGGCCACUGGCUGCACUGUUGUCCUCAAGCCUGCUGAACUCACACCACUAAGUUCCCUUUAUGUGGCCCAGCUAGCUAAGAAGGCCGGCUUCCCUCCUGGUGUUUUGAACGUAGUGCCAGGGCUUGGAAAUGUGGCCGGACAUGCUGUAGCCCAUCACCAGGAUAUUGAUAAGGUGGCAUUCACAGGAUCAACAGCCAUAGGAAGGAAGAUCAUGCAGGCUGCUGGUGUCUCCAACUUGAAGCGAGUGACCAUGGAGCUGGGAGGCAAGAGUCCCUUGGUGGUGUGUGAAGACUGUGGAGACCUGGAUGAGGCUGCUGAGCUGUGCCACACUGCCAUGUUUGGGAACCAUGGCCAGAACUGCUGUGCUGGCUCCAGGACCUUUGUGCAUGAGAGCAUCUAUGAUGAGUUUAUAAAGAGAGCUGUGAAGCUGGCUAAGGAGAGGAUUGUGGGAUGUCCUUUUGAUGAGAAAACACAACAGGGCCCUCAGGUGAGCCAGCAGCAGAUGGAGCGUAUAUUGGGCUACAUUGAGAAGGGCAAGGCUGAGGGGGCCCGCCUAGAGUGUGGGGGAGCCAGGCUGGGGAACAAAGGCUACUUCGUCCAACCAACAGUGUUUUCUGAGGUGACAGACAACAUGACCAUUGCCAAGGAGGAGAUCUUCGGGCCAGUCCAGGUGAUCCUCAGGUUCAGCACAUUUGAGGAAGUGAUUGAGCGCUCCAACAAGACUGAGUAUGGUCUCGCCUCCGGUAUAAUAACUAAGGACAUCAACAAGGCUCUCACUUAUGCCCAGGCUGUUCGGGCUGGCUCAGUCUGGGUGAACUGUUAUGACCUGUGCCUGCCCCAGACACCAUUUGGAGGAUACAAGCAGUCAGGACAUGGCAGGGAAUUGGGUGAAGAUGGCUUGGCUGAGUACCUAGAGACAAAGACCAUUCUCAUCAAGGUACCUUCUAAGAUGUCCUGAGAUACCACCUUUAAACUAAUGAGGUUCCAUCCAAGCUGUAACACGUACCAAGCUGGGGGAAUUGAGAAGUCUCACAGAUCAAGACCAAGCAUAUAAAUAAGAAGAAAAAAAAUUAUAUUUACAUUGAAGAAUUUUCUAUUUACAUUAAAGAAUUUUCAGACAA